GGUGGCCUGAAUAUUUGCCCUUCCCAUUCGGGACGCACUUUCCUUCUAUCGUCUCUUCUUAUGCUUCUACUCACACGUUUAUUUCUUUCAGUUCCUCUUGUUUUUUUGUUUUUUUUAAGUUGAACAGAAGUGAGAAGUAGGGAAAAAAAUGUGGCAACAGGUCUGGUCCUGCUUCCUUUGGAACUGCGAGACUGCGAGCAAAUGAUGGAGGUGUAGAGAGAGAGAGAGAGAGAGCGCAAGAGAGAGCAAGAGAGAGAGAGGGUGUUGCUAUAGAAACCUGAGCAGCAUUGGUGGCAGUAGUGUAGAGGCUAAUUCUGGAGAGAUAGCAAACGAAGGAGGGAGGUAGGGAGGGAGAGACAGAAGGAGAGAAGAAAGAGAGUGAGAGAGAAAGAAAGCGAAGGAAUUGGCCCUAGCCUUCCCACAACACACUGCACGGCACACCGCUUAUGCGCGCUGAGUGGUUUUCCCUCGUCCCUGGGCUGCUUGGCGCUUCGUUACUGUCUGACAGGAACCACGGAGACAGAAAGAACGAAAGAGUGGCUCAGAGGGAGGACUCUGAGGAAAUCAGGUUGCUACUGACAGACGUGCCUUUGACAUCCGCUGCUGCUUGGACCGCUUGAAAGAGCAACUCGCCCCUCCCCCACCCCCCUUUUCCCGCUUCUGCCACCUGCUUCAGCGCCAAGUGACGUCCGCAGUCCUGGACGAGAACAGCCUCUGCUACGCACCUGGUCGUCACAGCAACAACCUCUGCCCCCCUGCGUGUGCCCCCAUGUUGCUUCUCGAGUCUGUGUCAUAAGGACGUAUCCAGGCGUGUGUGUGUGUUAGUGUGUGUGGGGGAUACGCGCGCGCGCGUGUGUGUGUGUGUGUGUGUGUGUGUGUGUGUGUGUGUGUGUGUGUGUGUGUGAAUGAGUGAGUGAGUGAGUACACGAGUGUGGGCGAGAGGUGACUACUACUGCCUCAUUCCACACCACCACCAACUCUCCCCUUCUGCCCUCGCAACCACACGUAAUCAAUAAUGAGUUUCACCAUCCGUCUGGCUUGGCAGCGCAGCUGAGGAGAGACCGAGUGACACAGAGACAACGAGGAGACAGAGAGAGACGGAGGCCUCCACACACAGAGGCUUCAAUAAACUAAAAGGUCACAACAAUGGGCCUCUGAGAUUUCAUUUCUGAGUGCCUACAAACGAAAAAGCCAAACCACGUCUCAAAUCUCGUUUCCCUUUCGUUUCAAGUGCACAAACGAAACCGGACAAAAAGAAGCUCCCUCUUCUUCACCUCCGACAUAUCGUCUGGAUUUUUUUUUUUUUUUUUUUUCAAAUUUUUUGCUUUCAAGCCAAAAUGGCGGUUAAUGUGACGCCCAUCCGGGACACGAAAUGGCUGACGCUGGAGGUGUGUCGCGAGUUCCAGCGAGGCACGUGUUCCCGACCCGACUCUGAAUGUAAGUUCGCCCAUCCGGCCAAAAGCUGCCAGGUGGAGAAUGGGAGAGUCAUCGCCUGCUUCGACUCCCUCAAAGGCCGCUGCUCCAGAGAGAACUGUAAGUAUCUGCACCCUCCGCCCCACCUAAAGACGCAGCUCGAGAUCAAUGGCAGGAAUAACUUGAUCCAGCAGAAGAAUAUGGCCAUGCUGGCCCAACAGAUGCAGCUGGCCAACGCCAUGAUGCCUGGCACACAAUUGCAGCCUGUGCCCAUGUUUUCCGUCACGCCCAGCCUGGCCACCAACGCCACAGCACUGGUUAACCCGUAUCUGGGUCCCGUGUCUCCAGGCCUGGUGCCCAAUGAGAUCAUGCCCAGCGCACCUGUACUAAUGACCAGCACUCCUAACGUCCCUGUGCCCGCUGCAGCUGCCGCCGCCGCCCAGAAGCUUAUGAGGACAGAUCGGCUGGAGGUUUGCCGGGAGUACCAGAGAGGGAACUGCACGCGAGGUGAGAACGAUUGCCGUUUUGCUCACCCAUCUGACAGCGCCAUGAUCGACACCAACGACAACACAGUGACCGUGUGCAUGGACUACAUCAAGGGCCGCUGCUCGCGCGACAAGUGCAAGUACUUCCACCCUCCGGCGCACCUGCAGGCCAAGAUUAAGGCCGCGCAGCACCAAGUCAACCAGGCGGCCGCCGCCGCUGCCAUGACUCAGUCGGCUGUCAAAUCACUGAAGCGACCCCUCGAGGCAACCUUUGACCUGGGGAUUCCACCUGUUUUGCCUCCAUUACCAAAGAGACCCGCACUUGAAAAAGCCAACGGUGCCACAGCCAUGUUUAACACUGGCAUGUUCCAGUACCAACAGGCCCUGACCAACAUGCAGUUCCAUCAACAGGCGGCUUUUAUACCAUCAGGCUCAAUAUUGUGCAUGACACCCGCAGCGAGUGUUGUUCCCAUGAUGCACGGUGCUUCGGCAGCCACUGUGUCAGCAGCCACCACAUCCGCCACAAGUGUUCCCUUCGCAACAGCCACAGCCAAUCAGAUCAGAGCAAGCCCUGGGGACUUCGAUAUCGUAAUCAGAUUUCAAAAACUUGGCCCUGCUCUGACUAAUCAAUUCCAGUAAUAUCUGCAGAACAUCUGACUAGUCACAAAUACGUGACUCAGAUGUAGGACUUCCAACAAUCACGUUCACGUGUGCUCGUGUGCCGUCUGCAUUUUAGGAUCCAACCUUUACACACCAACCAAGAGCAACAGAAGAUAAGAAAAAAAAUAAUAAAAAAUCAUGUCACCAUUUCCUGGAAUGACGGAAACACGCAUGCUAACUCCAACACUGUUAAGAAUUUGAUAUAGUUGAAAAGUGAAAGAAAAAAAAAAAACUCUUUCGGUAUACAGAUUUUUUUUUUUUUUUUUUUUUUGGUAGCCGGAUGAAGAGAACAUCACCGUCUGCCUUUUUCCGUCUGCGGAUGGUACAAAGCAUGUCUGAACCAUUCCAGCGACGGGAAACGCACGGUGGUGUCUCCUGUCAUUGUUUUCUAUUGGUACAAUUUUUUGGUUGUGUUUUGUUUCUGGGACAGUGGGCGGGGUUUUAUUUUAUUUUGUUGUUUCUUUUUAUGGUUUACAAAAACCACGGUGCACCUUGAAAACGUUUCGUUUCGAAUAACGUCAAAAGGAACUUGCAAAAGAAUGUUAUGUAAGACUAAAUAUCGUGCAUGCAGUGUUCCAUUUGUGAGCAGAUCUUUUAUAGGACUUGACUGUAUAAAGCGGACGGAGGACACACACACACACACACACACACACACACACACACACACACACACACACACAUACAUACGCAAAAAUGACAACUGAAUGUCCGAGAUCUUAAACACAGCAGUGUUCCUUUUCUUCGAAGCACAUCGAAGCGUCGAUCUUCAUGUUGCCGACUACACAUCAAGUGCCAUAGACAGUACUUGCAUCCAAAAGAUUUAAAAAAAAAAAAAAAAAAAAGAUACUAUAGACUUAUUAUAGGAGUGUUACGUGUUUGUAUUAUUAAUGCCUUUAAGUCUAUAAUGUGUUGUCUGGGUCUCUGUUUGAUUUCAGUAUUUUGUUUUAGUUUAUUUUGUUACUAGCCCAAAUAUCUCCAAAAAAAAACAACACACACACACACACACACACACACACACACACACACACACACACACACACACACACACACACACAACAAUCGCCAAAAAUGUCCAUUCUGUAAAAUUCAAUAUUUUUUUUAUUUUUUUUUUAGCUUUAUUUCUAUUCUCGUUUUUUGUUUAAUUUAUAUAUAAAAUUAUUACGAUUUUUAAGUUCACAAGACUUUACUCCAAGCUAACAAGGACUCGUUCCUGGUGGGCAGCAUGCAGGAUUAUAGGAUAUUUUUUAUUUUAUUUUAUUUUAUUUUAUUUUUUACUUUUGUUUUAUUUGUGGUUAUCGAAGUGUAGAAUUAAGCGUGAACGGGUUGUAAUUCUGUAAAUGGGAAACGAAAAUAAGAAAAAUAAGAGUAUUAAUAGUUUUCCUAUCUCUUGUGUUUAAGGUCCACUGUUUUAUUUUUUAUGUCUGAUCAGAGGAUGUGGGUGUAUUUUUUUAUUUUUUUUAUUUUUUUUUUAUUAUUAUUAUUAUUAUUAUUUUGUUUUGUGGUUCCUCCUCGGCCCUGUGUGGGAGGGAGAGAACGAUGGGGUCAGAGAUGUUACACAAAGGGCUGCUGGGUAAAAAAAAAAGUACACAGUGUUGGCGUAGUGAUAAGCGUCGAUGCAUCGUUACAUCCAAGGGCAGAAUUUUAAUGAUUGUAGGGUUCAAUAGUAAACGCCUUAGUCCUUUUAGACCAUUCAGGCAUGUUCCCAUAUGUCUGUUUUGUUUUAUUAUUUUUCUAUUUUUAUUUUUAUUUUAAUUUUUUCACAUUUUUUUUUAAUUCAGAGUCGCAUUUUAUCCGUCUUAUAUAUUUGUCCAGAAAAAAAAAUUAAAUAUCCUGUCGUAGAACUAAGCAAGAAUACUGAAUUAGUAUUCCUUUUUGUCAAGUAAGGUUUAACUUUUGUAGAGUGUGAAAUACUAUAAAUAAUUGGUGUUUUUGUUUUUUUCUGUUUGUUAAAUUUUUUUUUCUUUCUUUUUUUUUUCUUUCUUUUUUUUUUAGUAUUUCACAAUUCUAAACUUAUGUAGUGCCGGUUCUUUGAUUAUUGAAUAUUAGCAUACUGAGUAAAACCGAUACGAUUUUUAUUUUUAGUGAAGCAUUUUUGUUUUGUUUGAAAUCUUCGAACAAACAUCUUUUAUAUAAAUAUAUCUUAUGGUGAGGACAUAGUUGCCAAGAGGCAUAGCUGCUGUGGUGUGAACCGCGGCUGAUAUCGGAAUAAUAUUUUAACGAUCUUCUGGUUUGUAAUUAGUCAUUCUAAUUAGAGAGAGACAGAGAAAAAAAAGAUGAGUAUAGUUCUUAGAUGUUAAAAGUUGUUUUCUACUGUAUUCGUUUUAAAAAAAAAUCUCCCUAGACGUAAGGCCUUGUUAAAGGAAAAAAGCUGCAUACGUGAUGGUGACGGGGCAGAUCGGAUGGACGUGAGGUCCGGAGGGUGUGUGUUAAACAGAUUUAAAAAAAAAAAAUUUAAAAAAAAAAUUUAAAAAAAGGCGAAUCCUUUUCAGGUGACGCCACACAGGUAACGUCGGGGAUGAAGAGGACAAAAGUCGACUUUUUUGCACUUCUGUACAUAGUCAAAAAAGAAAGAAUCGUGUAUAAUAUUGAGAUCUUAUUUUGAAUAAAAAAUGUCUAUAAAUAUGAGGAAUUUUGUUAACGAUAUUAAAAAAAACAACACACACACACACACAUACAGAAAGUCAGGCUGCUCGCAUAAAAGUGACACAGAAUUCCGAAAAGGGCAAAAAAAAAUUAUUAUAACGUCGCUUUGCUUUUUUUUUUGUCAGCGGCUUGUAGCUUGCCAGAAAGCAUUCAGGUUGGAGGUGACCCUCGUCCUCCAGAGCAAGGCCCUGUGUGAAAAGCCAUGUGGCCUCAACCUGGUGGUUCCUCGACCCUAAUCCUGAUCCUGAAGCACAUUUUAGUGUUUUUCAUCCUCUUCCACACCCACGUUGACUCAGUAGGGAUCGGUUUAGGUGAUGAGUUGAGUUUUUGGAUCUGGUCUUAACUCUUAGAGCAAUGAAAACAAUAAAAUAUGCAGAGCAGGAGUAGAACUUGGGAGCGGGAUUGGGAAUCACUGGCCUAAUCUCAAAAUGAAAUAGAUCCAACCCAGAUUUUUCUAGUUUCUUUUCUGACGAUUGCAUGUUAAAGGACGUAACAUAUACAGUACCACAAGAAAAUCUUCACUGAGUAAUACUGAAUAAACAACCAUGUUAUACAACUUAUUUACAGUAUACUUUGUAAUAUUAAUGUAACGGACUAAAAAAAAAAGGACAAAAAAACAAAAGUGGAUAACAAAAAAAAAUAGAUUCCUAGAGAGCAUUUCCUCAUCGAGGUCUUAGCUCUUAUGGAGUGAUAACAACUGUACAUCAUAGCUAUAAGUAAGAUUUUUCUUUUCAUACGUCGUAUUUUAAGUAGAUAAUGGAUCGACAACCGAAAUUCUUUGGCACUCUGAAGUAUGGGUACCUGUGGUGUAAAAUUAGGAAAUGUUUCGCGUCCAUGUUGAGUUGCCAAAUGGAUUCUGUGUUACCAAAGUUGAUUGUGCUUACGCAUUUCCUGCUCGUUCGUGGCUCGACCCCGGAUUACCCGUGGGCUCGCGAGAUCUUUUUUUUUCAUCGGUUACAGGUGCACAUUUGAGUUGAUGACACGUUGUAAUCUCCAACUUAUGGUUUGUUUCUGCUUGUAGUGAUUAAUAAUGUAUUCUGUCUAAAGCUGCAGUUUGUUUCGGCUAAUUUUAUUAUUUAGUGCUUUCAGGAAAAAAAAAGGGUUUUUGUAAUUUAGCCUCAUUUCAGCAUGCACUUAUAAUGGCCUGCUAUCACAAUACUGACACAACAGUCUUAAGCCAUACACAAUUGAAGGAUUCAAACUCAUUUAAUAUUUACAAAGGGGCAGUUUUCUGCCACUCCAGUUUAUUAACAAGGUCAACAAAAAAAAAAAUCAAGGCAGGUCAUUAUUCGAUCUGAAUGCUACAUUACAAAGACCUUAAAAAGUGGCUUUUAAUGCUUGAUUUCAUUCUUGCUGUUAUGAAAAAAAAAUCUAAUGAAAAUAUAUAAAUGAACUUAAAUAAAAGUGGAUUUGCAAACAAA
This is a messenger RNA of Tachysurus fulvidraco (yellow catfish), 6622 nucleotides long. RefSeq names its product muscleblind-like protein 1. Bases 1338 to 2537 code for a protein of 399 amino acids. The record is from RefSeq and is a predicted model, not a curated record. NCBI's taxonomy places the organism in Eukaryota, Metazoa, Chordata, Actinopteri, Siluriformes, Bagridae. Gene Ontology annotation, molecular function: metal ion binding. The transcript has 12 exons.